CAUCGUGAUUGUUUAUUACCAUAGAAACAUGCUACUUGUUCAUGCUUGGUUAACUAACUUAACUGGCUUAUAAUCAUUUCAUUUCUAAAACUACAGCUUUAAAAUGCCUCGAGUCAAACCUACAACGAAAUUGGGAGUAUUUGGUGAAUAUGAUUUGAGCCCGGAGAAAGCAGUUAUGAAGAUUUUUGAAACAAAUUACAUAAAACUCCCAAAUUUUGAUGUGGCUCGUCUUAGUUUUGAGAUAAAAGGGAUUCAAAGUAACCAGGAAUGUGAAGAAGUCACUAGAGACCAACAUCGUAUGCGUACUCAUUGUCAUGUACAAUUUGAAGUAAACGAAAGACGCUUCAAUGAAUCAGAUAGACUUCUGUAUAUACUCUGGAAAGAUUUUCUGGCAGCCAACAAAUUUCUUAAGGUUUGCAAAACCAAGGAAAAUGAGUCGCAUGAUACUAUAAUUAAUGAAGAACAAAAUCAGUUGUAUCUGAAUGAAGAAAUUAACCACAUACAACUAGACAUAGAUGUUUUACAAGAUUUUGUUGCAAAAUAUAUACAAAAGAUUAAUAACUAUUCAUCGUUUGAGAUCGUUUUGACGAAUACAAUGAAUAUUGUUAGAAGAUAUGGCACUAUAGACGAUUUAAUGAAACGCUGUGACUCACUCCUUUUAGCUCAAGUGGACAUUUUGGAAAAAGAAAAACGAAAAACUCAAGAAAUCGAUAAACUUCGUGAAUCUUUAAUGGAAUGUCUAAAAACUGCUUCAUAUAUUAUAACUGGUUUGAAUAAUAAUUUGUCGGGAUUACAGGAGCGCCUUACAAGAUAUUGGGGAGAAAACGUAAAAUGGGAAAGAGCUAUCACAAUUGCCAAAAAUUACAUGGAAAUGAAUGAAAUGAAAUCAAACUGUAUACAGGAUUCAAUACAUCACCUGUUCAAUCUUAUACAAAAUCGACAUGGCCAAAUUCCUAAAUUUUUGCGUACUGAUGUUGAGAAACGAAUGGAUUUCAUUAAAGAAGAGGCAUGUACGAUGCAAGAAAUAAAAAAAAAGGCAUAUAGAAAGUUAGUGAAUGAAUAUCCUAGUUUGAUAGCAGAAAGGGGGUCAGAUUGAACAGUUAUUGAAAUGUUUUCGAUUUCCCACAGAACUUAAGAUUUCGGAUUCUAGUAAAACCAAAAUAAAAUUUAAAUGUGCAGAAUUGAGCUCAAAUUUUUAGAACAUAGUACAUAGAAAUUCGAUAUUAAUAGCAUGGCGAAUAGUGAGAGCUCUUUUAAAUUUUUUUAUAAAUACCAUUAUUUCAUUAUGCAAUAUAUACAAGUUUUUCUUCACCGUACCAUCCACAAUACAAAGUACUUUAAAACAAAUACAUUUCGAAUAUUAGUAUGUCGGUAUUCAUUAGU
Molecule: messenger RNA, 1383 nt
Organism: Malaya genurostris
Lineage: Eukaryota; Metazoa; Arthropoda; Insecta; Diptera; Culicidae
Exons: 6
Coding region: 104-1096 (330 amino acids)
Source: RefSeq, a predicted model, not a curated record